Calliphora vicina (urban bluebottle blowfly) is the source of this 1001-nucleotide messenger RNA. Its product is annotated as tetratricopeptide repeat protein 36 homolog. Bases 42 to 620 code for a protein of 192 amino acids. Gene Ontology annotation, molecular function: protein binding. The record is from RefSeq and is a predicted model, not a curated record. The transcript is spliced from 2 exons. Gene Ontology annotation, biological process: cilium assembly. Lineage: Eukaryota; Metazoa; Arthropoda; Insecta; Diptera; Calliphoridae.
UAAACGUUAACACUAAAAAAAUAGAAUAAAACUAAAUAAAUAUGCCUUUAACAAAAUCAUGUUUAAGUGCUCAUGAUCAGCAGGUGCUAGAAUCUAUAUUCAAUCCAUUGGAAUUGACUUCUUCUUUGGAGGCUCAAUUAAUAAAUCCCGACUCCUCAGAAACAUUAGUGGAUAAUGAUGGUAAUUUAGAGUGUGAGCCGGAGAUACUAAAACAAUCUAAACAGCUGGAAAUAGAAGCUGUUAAAUUGGCCGAAGAACAGAAAUUGGAAGAGGCUUUAAAGAAGUUUUCAGAGUCUUUAGAGUUAACACCAAAACGAGCUUCGAUUUAUAAUAAUCGAGCCCAGGCUUUGAGAUUGGCUGGCAAAGAUGAGGCUGCUUUAGACGAUCUUAAUCAUGCUCUUGAGCAUAGUUUAACUCAAUCAAAAACGAAAUGUCAUGCAUUGUGUCAACGUGGAGUGCUGUAUAGAAAACAAAAAAAAUUAGAAGAAGCCCGCACAGAUUUCGAAGCAGCCGCCAAAAUGGGCAGUAAAUUUGCCAAACAGCAGUUGGUGGAAAUCAAUCCCUUUGCAGCACUAUGUAAUCAAAUGUUAAGACAAGCUUUUGAGCAAUUGGAGAAAUAAAACAGUAAAGAGAGAGACAGGGAUAGAGAGCAACAGAAAGCAGAGAAGAGAAAGGAAAUUAAGAUAUAGUUGUAAUUAAGUUUGUUUUUGUAUGUUUUAAUUACAAAAACAUGCAAUAAAUUGAUGAAUGAAAUAAAUAAUUUUUGUAUUUAGUUUCCUUUUGCGUUACAUAGGGAGGGUGUCCUUUUGUAAGCCACCUUUUUCCUUAAGCCUCGAUUAUUUAUCAAGCUAAAAUUUCAAAAUAAAAACAAAUAUAACGGAAUAUUAACAACAGAGCAUCAAUAUAUCAUGUGAAUUAGUCUCGUGUUGAAAUCGAUCAUCAUUGAUUUACAACUUGUUGCUUGCAUAUAAAAAUAAAUUUCAUUAAAAAACGUUCAAAAA